This is a messenger RNA of Pleuronectes platessa (European plaice), 357 nucleotides long. Its product is annotated as cGMP-inhibited 3',5'-cyclic phosphodiesterase 3A-like. Lineage: Eukaryota; Metazoa; Chordata; Actinopteri; Pleuronectiformes; Pleuronectidae. The transcript is spliced from 3 exons. Gene Ontology annotation, biological process: oocyte maturation; positive regulation of oocyte development. Gene Ontology annotation, molecular function: 3',5'-cyclic-AMP phosphodiesterase activity. The annotation marks the transcript as partial. The record is from RefSeq and is a predicted model, not a curated record. Gene Ontology annotation, cellular component: cytosol.
AUGAACUACUUCCACGCUCUGGAGAACGGCUACAGGAGGACAUCCCCUGAUCACAACAGGAUUCAUGCCACUGAUGUGCUGCAUGCUGUUUGGUACCUCACCACUCAGGCUGUGCCGGGCCUUCCCACCCGGCUAACUGAGAAUGGGAUCCACACUGACUCAGACAACGGCAUUAGACCUGGGAGCACAGGCUUCCUGGUGUCCAAGAUGAACCCUGACCUGGAGGAAGGCUGCGGCUCCUUGUCGGGCCUCAUCCCCGGCCUGGAGCUCAUGGCCCUGUAUGUAGCUGCUGCCAUGCACGACUACGACCAUCCUGGGAGAACCAAUGCUUUUCUAGUUGCUACCAGUGCACCACAG